Messenger RNA from Corvus hawaiiensis (hawaiian crow), 1571 nucleotides. RefSeq names its product UNC homeobox (gene UNCX). The transcript is spliced from 3 exons. The record is from RefSeq and is a predicted model, not a curated record. NCBI's taxonomy places the organism in Eukaryota, Metazoa, Chordata, Aves, Passeriformes, Corvidae. Bases 99 to 1571 code for a protein of 490 amino acids. Gene Ontology annotation, molecular function: DNA-binding transcription factor activity, RNA polymerase II-specific; sequence-specific double-stranded DNA binding. Gene Ontology annotation, biological process: regulation of DNA-templated transcription.
GCCGCGCCGCCUCCUCCGCCAGCAGCACCCCCGGCCCCAGCCGCCCCGCCGCCAGCGCCCCCAGCCCCGCCGGCACCCCCCGCCCUAGAGCCGCCCCCAUGAUGGACAGCCGCAUCCUGGAGCAUCCUCAUGCCCAGUUCGGGGGGAUGGUGGGUUUCCCUUACCCGCUCGGGCACCACCACGUCUACGAGCUGGCCGGGCACCAGCUGCAGUCGGCGGCCGCCUCUGUGCCCUUCUCCAUCGAUGGAUUACUGAGCGGCUCCUGCGCCGCCUCUGUGGUCAACCCGGCGCCGCUCAUCCCCUCCGGCUGCGGGGUGAGCGGGGACAGCCAGCCCUUCAAGCUCGCAGACUCGGGUGACCCGGACAAGGAAAGUCCUGGCUGUAAAAGAAGACGAACCCGCACCAAUUUUACUGGCUGGCAGCUCGAGGAGCUGGAAAAGGCGUUUAAUGAGAGUCAUUACCCGGACGUGUUUAUGCGAGAGGCUCUGGCUCUCAGGCUAGACUUGGUGGAGUCCAGAGUGCAGGUCUGGUUCCAAAACCGCCGGGCCAAAUGGAGAAAGAAAGAGAACACGAAGAAGGGCCCGGGGCGGCCGGCUCACAACUCCCACCCCACGACGUGCAGCGGGGAGCCCAUGGACCCCGAGGAGAUCGCCCGGAAGGAGCUGGAGAAGAUGGAGAAGAAGAAGAGAAAGCACGAGAAGAAGCUGCUCAAAAGCCAAAGCCGCCACCCGCACUCGCCCAGCGCCCUCUCCCUCCACAGCACGCCCAGCUCCGACAGCGACAGCGGCGGCGGGGGGGGCCUCUCGCCCGCCCCGCCUGAGGCCAAACCCCGCGGGCAGCCCCCGCCGCCCCAUCCGCCGCUCCCCGCCGCCGCCGCCCCCUCCGAGCCGCCCCCUGGCACCUGCGACCAGACGGCCGAGCCCUUCUACCCCAGCCAAAGAAGCGGGAGCGGGCGGCUCCAGCGCCCGCCCGACAAGGACUGCGCGGCCGCCCCGUCGGGGGACGGCAGCGGGGGCGCGGGGGGGCCCCGCGGCGCCGGCAGCUUCCACAAGCUCAACCCGUUCAGCGUGGAGAGCCUUCUCUCCGACUCGCCCCCCCGCCGCAAGGCCGCCCCGGACUUCCCCAGCCUGCCACCCUGCGCCCCCCGCACCCUCAUCGGCAAAGGACACUUCUUGCUCUACCCCAUCACCCAGCCCCUGGGCUUCCUCGUCCCGCAGACCGCCCUCAAGGCCAGCCCGGGCCCCGAGGCCGGCCAGCCCCCCCGGGACUCCCCGCUGCCCGCUGCCAACCCCGGCCCGCCCGGCUGCGGCGCGGAGCCGGCGCCCGCGGGCGCUCAGCCCGGCCCCGGCUCCACGGACACGGCGGCGACCGCGGCGGGGUCGGUGCCCCCCGCGCCGGCCGGCGCCUCGCCCCGCUCCGCGGCCGCGCACGGUGACCCGGCGGCGGCCGCCCCCGCGGAGGGCGGCAGCUUCCCCCGGCCCGAGUCGCCGGUCCGGGCGCGGGACGCCAGCACAGCCAGGGACAGAUCGGACUGCGGCCCCGCCGACGGCGAGGAGGUGGACAUGGAUUGA